This is a messenger RNA of Eleginops maclovinus (Patagonian blennie), 4437 nucleotides long. RefSeq names its product zinc finger protein 853-like. The record is from RefSeq and is a predicted model, not a curated record. Gene Ontology annotation, molecular function: RNA polymerase II cis-regulatory region sequence-specific DNA binding; DNA-binding transcription factor activity, RNA polymerase II-specific. Gene Ontology annotation, cellular component: nucleus. Lineage: Eukaryota; Metazoa; Chordata; Actinopteri; Perciformes; Eleginopidae. The transcript has 4 exons. Gene Ontology annotation, biological process: urogenital system development; embryo development; regulation of transcription by RNA polymerase II. Bases 102 to 1592 code for a protein of 496 amino acids.
CUCAGCACUAAUAUUAUAUCAUACACCAGCGCGUGCAUCUGUUGACGCCCGUGCACCGCAGCAGCCGCCUGCCGCGCGCGUCUGUCCGCGCGGAGCUGGCAAUGAUGGCGGACUGUGUCGGCUUUCAGGCUCAGAUCGCCUCCAUCAUAGAGAUCCUGGCCAAUUCGGCUGUGGCGGAGAUCUGCAAACUGGUGGACGAUGGCUAUGCGGCGCUGCGCUCACAGAUGGACCAGGAGCGCGAGAGGAGCGAAAAGGAGAACGACGCGCUGCGGCGGAAACUGCAGGAGAUAGACGUGAAGAUGAGGAGCUAUGAGAGGAAGAUGAGGAGACGGAGUCAAAGGGAGGAGAUGCAUGCCGUUCAUUUUAGGCCACCCGAAGGAGCUGAUGACCAUCCUCCUCUGGUGCCGUCUCUUCCUGCUGCUUCUGAAGACAAACCCAUCCAUCACAUUUCAAAGCAGGAGGAGGCCAAGGUGUUGCCCCUGGUGAAGCAGGAGGAAGUGGAAGGAGAUGACUGCAACCUGGACCUCAAGGUGGAGGUCAACAUCAGGGCGCAGGCUAUGGAGCCCAGUGAGGACCCCAUCCCGAGUGAAAUUGUUCUUGACACCAACGUCUCCUGCUCUACCUCCCAGCCUUCCCCCCCCCCCACUAUGGCCACAAUGAACCUGACCUGCAGGCCCCGAGCUAAACGUAAAAUAGCUUGGCCUCUGGGCAACAGUUUGACAGUCAGCAGUGGGGGGGUCACGGACCCUGAAGCUGCUUGCAGGGACUCAGAAGGAAGCCUGACAGAUGGUGCUCUGAAGCCGGAGGUCCAGACAGAUGAGGCUGCAGAGGAGGAACUUCAGGCCCCUGAAGCCUCGGACGAGCCCAGCCCCGAGCGCCUCAACAGCCUGGGCCUGGACCUGGCCUGGAUGCAGGAGAGGGUCAGCCAUCUUGGUGCUGCGUAUGCAGUUGCACAGCUGGGUUUGGGGAACACGGACACCGGCCAUCCCUCUGCCUCCUUCCCCCCGCAGGGAGGGGCAGACAGUCUGGAUGGGCCUCCCACCAUGCUCUUCACCAGUGGCGCUCAUGAAAUGACUGCUUUCGCUGCCUCCUUCGACAUGGCAGCAGCAGCCGCCGCUGCCACCGCUGCCACCGCUGCCACUGUUGUGUCUGCACCACCUCCCCCACCUCCUCCGCCCCCUGCCCCUACAGCGCCCUCUGCCACCUCGACCAGCCCGAGGCGGCCCUACAGGAGCAGUGUAGCUGCUAAAGAGCCUGCGGUGUGCACUGUGUGCGGUCGUCUCUUCCCCAGCUCAGCAGCCCUGGAGCAGCAUCAGCGGGUGCACACCGGAGAGAGGCCCUACACCUGCCCCCACUGUGGAAAGGGCUUUGCACAGCCCAACAACCUGCGGGUCCACCUCCUCAUCCACACUGGGGAGAGGCGUUACCGCUGUACGCUGUGCGGGAAGAGUUUCAUCUCCUCAAGCCACCUGAAGAGGCACCGCACUGUCCACACGCAGGAGAAACCCUACAGCUGCUCGCGCUGCGGACAGUCCUUCAGCCAGAUGUGUAGCGUCCGCAGACACCGGCAGCAGUCACAGUGCGGCCUGUAGACAGACCACGGGGGGGGAGGGGGGGGACACACACCUGGAACUGAUCCUCAGACCGUUUGUGUUUACAUGGGAAAUAUAGCAUCUUAUGUAAGCACUUACAAAAAGGCAAGCUGUCUCCUGUGGUUUCAUGGCAUGCACAGUUGAUAUUUGUCCUAGAUCAUAGCAGUAAAAUGUGAAUUAUGUUCUAAAGGCGGAGGGAAGGAUGACCCCUGAAGCGAUCUCCACCUUUUCUUACUCUUACUGUGUUUUAAACUGAGAGAGGUCACUGAGUAGACUGUGAAAGAGUGCCUGAUACAGUGUUGGUAACACUUUAUCCAUCAAUUUGUCAUUAAGUUUUGUUUUGGUCUACAAACCUUCCACACAUAAGCUGAUCCAGGAGGAUGAGGAACAUGCACAGCAAUGAUCACAGUGUAACGCUCCUAGAAUUAAUGAAGGUGAUUUUUUCAAUUGUCUGACAUACUUUCAAAACGUAUUAGGUGUUAAGCAGGAGUUAGAAAAUAACAUGUGUUAUUGCCUUAUUUUACUGUGAUUCUAAAUGUUAAAGAUGUAAUAUGAAUUGUUUGGAGGACUGCUGUCUUUACUAAAUGUAGUUUCUCACUCUGUGCAAUAUGAAAGGAUGCUGAGGUGCCGGGACGACGGGAAGAAAGGGGAACCUGCUAGCGUAGUUAGCUUAGCUCAGUCAAAAAGUAAACCUAUAUAAAUGAUAACAACUAUAAAGCUGUCUUAGUGGCAUGUUGGAAUUGAUGUAGAAGAAACUUUGAUUUGCUGAGCAGAAAGAUGUUAGUGUUAACAAUACCAGCGGAAGGCAUUUCUUAGUUUUUGAUCAGAAAACUGUCGUCCUCAAAGAGGCAAUUUGUGGUACAGCACACCCACAGACACUACACCAAAAGGAAUUGAACAAAGACCAGACUUACUAUGAUAAAGCCCAGCUUGAAAUGUAAUGACUUGCUAGUAAAUAAGAUUCAACAUAAAAAUAAGAAAGCUGGAGGUGUUGGGAAUUGGUUUUUAAAACGUCUGCUUCAUGGAGUUUUUCCCCCCUAUCCUUCAUUCUAGAGAGAGUAUAAUUUCUUGUUCAGAUUUUCUAAUGUCUUCCCCAAAAACCCUGAACUCACCCUUGUAUAACCCCUGAUAUUUGCUCUGCUUCUGCUCAAACGGCAUGCUUGCAGAUCUAUUGUAGCAGAUUUCCCACAUUGGAGCUCCAGCCCUCUCCUCGCAGAGUGCAGUGUUGGGGUUACAAAGUACAUUUAGUCAAGUAAUAUACGGGAAUAGUAUUUAACACAUUUCUACUUUACUUGAGUAUUUUCAUUUAUUGCAUACACAUCAUUUUACUCCACUACAUUUAUGAAACACUCAUAGUAACUAGCUACUUUGCACAUAAGUACAUAAAAACACAUGAUGUGAUGCAGUGCUGUAUGUUUUAAUAUACACAGUGUUUUAAAAGAAUAUAUGUCAAAUAUCUAAAACUGACUCCACAUUAACAAACUACAACAUUAAAAUGAUUCAACAUGCAUAAAAUGAUAAAAGUGCUAAUGAUAAAAAAAUGUGAAAUACUAUGCCUUUCUGUAUGCACCGUACUUAUAGUAAGAACACUUCUGUACUUCUACUUAAGUAGCAUUUUCACUUAAGGAUCUUCACUUGUAGUGCAGUAUGUUAUUGGUUUUGGUUUUGGCAGAGAGCAGAACGCUUUUUCAAAAUCUGAACAAGGAAUCAAAGGCUCCAAUUGAUAAACACACUAAGAAAAAGCUCCUUACUGCUUCCCUAUGCCUGCAGUCUGUGUGCUAAGCUAGGCUAACCGCGCCCUGGACCUAUCAGUAACAUCCGCCUCUUCUUUCCUGACUGUUGCUGAGAUAACGAGUAGUAUACUCUGCAACAUGUCAGACUCUUCCAUUCAAGCACUUUAUAUAUUCCCAUAACUUUUCAUGGAGGCGAUCAGAGGCAGUGUUAACACACUUUGUUUCAACAGAUUUGUGUUAUCUCAUAAAGUCCACUCUGCUUCUCAUAUUGCUACACUGUCCUUUAAGAGUGGCCUUCUGGAGGCAGCAUGCUGUGAAUGGGAAAUGCACCUUCUUUUGUAUGAUCAUGCUCAUUUGUAUGUCACAUUGAUUGUAAGUAUAUUUAUUUGCUCUGAUUUUUUUUAAAGAAUAGAAAGGAAAAUGUAAUGUACUGAUAUCCAGAAGAUUGAAGAAUUUCAAAUAAAAAUGUUUUCAUUUUUUAGAUACAAAGCCCAAAAGAUGUAGGCUCUGCAAAACUUCAGUUCCCCUCUUUUCCCUGGUUGAAGCCAGAGGAGUUACCGUCUUUUUUAAUGUCAAUCCUCCUUUUUCUUAUUAAAAAAUCAAAGAACAAAGGCCUGUGAAAAGAUGUAAAGUAAAAACAUAUAUAUAUAUAUAUAUAUAUCAGAGAGUCGUGUUUGUGUGUGUAGGUGUUUGUAUGUAAUGGGCUCUAGCUGUAGGUUGCACAGCAAACAGAUGUGUUGCCUUUCAGUUCUCUUCCAACACAUGUUCUGGUGUUUUAAAAUGUAUUGCUAUCAUUAAACAUGUAACAUGUUUGCAAAGAACUUGACUUUGCUGUGGUCUGAUCUCGUUGGAAGGAACAGGAUUUCCGUAAGCAUCUAGACACGUCUUUGUGAAGCCGUUAUUGUUUCAGAAAGACUGACAAAGAAGGGAUGUUUGAAUUUGACUUGACUUGGCAAACCUGAUUAUCAACAAUGCACAAAACGUAAGUAUGACUAACGCUGUUAUUCUGACCCUAAAUCACACCAAAAGUGUUCCUCACAGCUGAGCAGCUGUACCCACAACAAGAGGGCCUGGAAGAUUAACAAGACACAUCCCUUGCUGACACUGGAAAA